AGAGAGAUCCUGAGAGCUCCCUGCACAGGUGAUGUAAUGGUAUGUGAGAAUGAGCAGAAUUCUCAGCAGGAAGAUGCUGAGCACGUGGAUAAAUAUGGAGCAUUAUCACAAAGAUUGAAAAGGAAUGUGUCCAGAAGUCAUGAGCAGGGAAAAUCCUGUGAGAUUCAGCACAGACCAGAGAGAGAGCAGGGAAUCCACUCAGGAGAGAAAGUGGGUAAAUAUAUUUACUCUCAUGGAACUCAGCAGAACCUCAAGGAAACCACAACUCGGCAGGUCAUCCUUAUGGGAAAAAGAAAAAAUACAUACAUUUUUCCCACCAUCCGUGCAAGUGACUACUCACUCCUUUUAAAGCAUCAGAGAAUCCACACAGGGGAGAGGCCGUAUGCAUGCAGUGAGUGUGGGAAAAAGUUCACUCACAGAUCAGGCCUUUCUCAACAUCAGAGAAUCCACACAGGGGAGAGGCCCUACGAAUGCAGUGAGUGUGGGAAAACCUUCAGUCAAUGCACAAACCUUGUUAGUCAUAAGAGAACCCACACAGGGGAUAGGCCCUAUGCAUGCAGUGAGUGUGGGAAAACCUUCAGUUGA
Messenger RNA from Gopherus evgoodei (Goodes thornscrub tortoise), 585 nucleotides. RefSeq names its product zinc finger protein 773-like. Gene Ontology annotation, biological process: regulation of transcription by RNA polymerase II. The transcript has 2 exons. Gene Ontology annotation, molecular function: DNA-binding transcription factor activity, RNA polymerase II-specific; RNA polymerase II cis-regulatory region sequence-specific DNA binding. Lineage: Eukaryota; Metazoa; Chordata; Testudines; Testudinidae. The coding region runs from base 37 to 585 and encodes 182 amino acids. The record is from RefSeq and is a predicted model, not a curated record.